Telopea speciosissima is the source of this 926-nucleotide messenger RNA. RefSeq names its product multiple myeloma tumor-associated protein 2 homolog. Bases 105 to 767 code for a protein of 220 amino acids. Lineage: Eukaryota; Viridiplantae; Streptophyta; Magnoliopsida; Proteales; Proteaceae. The record is from RefSeq and is a predicted model, not a curated record. The transcript is spliced from 4 exons.
GGCGAGGGCGCGCGAGAAGAAAGUGAGGCGAAGCGCGAAGUCAUUGAAUUCUUGAGUUUCCGAAGCAGGUAGAGGAAGAGAUCGAGAGGACUUAGCAAGCAACGAUGUAUCAUCCAACGAGAGGAGGCGUUCGCGGCGGUCGAGAUCAAUUUAAGUGGGACGAUGUCAAGGUUGAUAAGCAUCGAGAGAACUAUCUUGGACAUAGUAUCAAAGCCCCUGUUGGAAGAUGGCAGAAAGGAAAGGACCUUCACUGGUACACCAAGGAUAAAAAGUCCCUGAGUGCAGAAAUGGAAGUGGCUAAAGAGGAGAUAAAAAGGAUAAAAGAAGAGGAAGAGCAGGCAAUGCGGGAGGCUCUUGGUUUAGCUCCUAAGCGUAACAUUCGACCUCAGGGUAAUCGACUUGAUAAGCAUGAAUUCUCAGAGCUUAUAAAGAGAGGAUCUACUGCAGAAGACUUGGGUGCUGGCCAUGCUGAAGCAGCAAGAGUUGAAGGGCUCGGUUAUUCUAGGGCAACCGGUAGCUGGGAAGAAUCAACUUCUCUUCCCGUUGAGCCAAAGGAGGUUUCACCCAUGAGGGAGAUUGGAGCUUUGCCCAAUCCACCAGCAAGAAAUACUAAAGACGAAGAACCUUCAGAGGAUGAAAGGAGCCGGAAGAAGAGAAGGCGUGAAGAGAAGAAACAUGAAAAGCGGGAGAAGCGUCGUGCCCAUGAUUCAGAUGACAAGAGGAAACACAGAAGGGAAAAGGAGAAGAGGAGGCAUGAUUCUGAUUGAUCUGUGCGCAAUCAUCUUCUGCUAAUUGUUACAAUCGCCAACAGUUUAGUGUAUUAUUUAGGCCCUUACCAUAAACUCGAAAUGUUGGCUUUAAGAGUGGUGCAUUUGUGCUCUAAUUUUCCAUUUUGAAGUGGGAUUACGAUGCUGUUAUUUUGCUUA